UACAGCAAUAAGAACUCGUUUUAGUCGUCAAUUUUUGCUGUCGCUUGUUGGAGGCGUGUGCAUCAAGUGUCGUAGGUUUAGCAAUAAUAAUGUUGUUUUCCUUAAUAAUUUGUACUGCGAUAGUGGCAUCUAUUCGAGCAGACGUGUAUUUCGAAGAAAAAUUCACAGACAACAGUUGGGAGAAAAACUGGGUAUAUUCCGAGCACCCAGGUAAAGAAUUUGGCAAAUUUGUGUGGACUGCCGGCAAAUUCUACAAUGACCCGGAAAAUGACAAAGGAAUCCAGACGUCCCAGGAUGCAAGAUUUUAUGCUCUGUCAAGAAAGUUUAAACCGUUCAGUAAUAAAGAUAAGCCCCUCGUAGUUCAGUUCACGGUGAAACAUGAACAGAGUAUCGACUGUGGGGGUGGCUACAUCAAAGUAUUUGAUUGCAGUUUAGAUCAAAAGGACAUGCACGGAGAGACGCCGUAUUUACUUAUGUUCGGACCCGACAUUUGCGGACCUGGCACCAAGAAAGUCCACGUCAUCUUCAACCACAAGGGCAAGAACUUGCUGAUAAACAAGGAUGUGCGUUGCAAAGACGAUGUCUACACGCACUUGUACACUCUCAUCGUGAAGCCGGACAACACAUACGAGGUGCUGAUAGACAACUCCAAGGUGGAGUCCGGGGAGCUGGAGGCGGACUGGGACUUCCUGCCGCCCAAGAAGAUCAAGGACCCGAGUGCCAAGAAGCCAGAGGACUGGGACGACCGCGCCACCAUCGAUGACCCCGACGACAAGAAGCCCGAGGACUGGGACAAGCCGGAGCACAUCCCUGACCCAGACGCCACCAAGCCGGAGGACUGGGACGACGAGAUGGACGGCGAGUGGGAGCCGCCCAUGAUCGACAACCCCGACUUCAAGGGCGAGUGGAAGCCCAAGCAGAUAGACAAUCCCAACUACAAGGGAGCAUGGGUGCACCCGGAAAUCGACAACCCGGAGUAUGCGCCGGAGCCGGAGCUCUACAAGAAGGACGAGAUCUGCGCUGUUGGCUUUGACCUGUGGCAGGUCAAGUCCGGGACCAUCUUCGACAACGUCCUCAUCACGGACGAUCCGGAGUACGCCAAGAAGUUUGGGGAGGAUGUCUGGAAGAAAACUUUAGAGGGCGAGAAAAAAAUGAAGGAUGAACAGGAUGAGGAGGAGAAAAAGAAGCGCGAUGCGGAAGCAAAGUCGUCGUCGAAGGAUGAUGAUGACGAAGACGAGGACGAAGACGAUGCAGCGGAGGCAGGGGACACGCCGGAGACUGGAGAAGAGGAGGAUCAUGAUGAUCACGAUGAACUCUGAGUCACGUCUGUGAGAAGUGCAGAGACAAUUUUGUGUGGUGUGUCAUGAGGAGCUGACUGAAGAUUUUUUUUAUCAGGACAUUUUUUUUUUCAAACCAAGAUGAUACAAACAAUUGCUGCUUCUGAAAUUCAUCUCUGUAUAUUUCCCAAAUAGGCAUAGGUUUUCAAGUUAUAGAAUCACUUUGUGGUUUUUGAUGUAGAUUUUGGUAGAUUUUGUGAACUGCUUGUGAGUGUUAACAUUUUGGUUGUACAAAAAUUUGUCGGUUAAAAAGUGUUCUUCCAUUUUUUAAGCAUGUGGUGGAAUCGUCUUGUUUUAAUCUGUGUUUGUUUCUGUCUGGAUAGUUUUUUUCUCUUCAUAUUGCAUUGCCACAAAUAGCAUUUACUUGUCCACAAUGAUUGUGGGAAUAAUGUAUGUCUGUCGAGAGAACGAAGUGAUGUUGGGAAAAAGGUGUGUCAUAAGUGAUUCUGUUAUUUCGUGACUUAAAUGUUUGAAAUUAAAUGGCAGCAGAAGUAGUUUCAAUUGAAUUUUUUUAUUGCGAGUAAACAAAACUUAAAACUAUUUUAGUUUUGCUGAUGGUUUUGCCAGUGAGUUAGGUACUGCACAUUGGUGUUAAUUAUUUUUGUUUUGUUGUGUGAAAGAGCAUUCACUGUGUAUGCGAGCUUUUAUGUGCAUUGUGUGUUCCUAGGAAAUGUCAAAAAUAGAUUAUUUAUGAUUGUGGACAAAAAAAUAAUGAAUGGUGCGGUAAUCAACAUUCAACAUGUGAUUUUAUUUACAAAUUUUUUAUGCGAGAAAAUAUGUUUGGGUUAAGUAUGUUGUCAUUAAAUUUUAUUACCAGAAGAA
This is a messenger RNA of Bacillus rossius redtenbacheri, 2159 nucleotides long. RefSeq names its product calreticulin. Lineage: Eukaryota; Metazoa; Arthropoda; Insecta; Phasmatodea; Bacillidae. Gene Ontology annotation, biological process: protein folding. The transcript is spliced from 8 exons. Bases 90 to 1319 code for a protein of 409 amino acids. The record is from RefSeq and is a predicted model, not a curated record. Gene Ontology annotation, cellular component: endoplasmic reticulum membrane; endoplasmic reticulum. Gene Ontology annotation, molecular function: calcium ion binding.